AUGUCCCACGUCGGCGACUGCUUCAAACUGCCCCCAUAUUCUUCUCGAAGUUUAUACCGAUAUCACCCGUACCCACGGGUUCAACGGCGACUAGACGAGAUCAACUCUAUCCCAACUACCCGCAAUGACGACAAUAAUGAAAGCCCCGCCAUUACGCUGUCACCGAUAUUGGGUUUGUAUCCUGUAGACAUUGUUGGAGCCGACGUCAAUGACGACGUGUCGACUUUAAUGCUUGACGAUCACGGAGCCGGCGACGAUGAGCCGCGAGAUGAAGGGCGGAGAGAACGCCCUACAUAUAUUACAACAUGGGUCGCUAAUGCCGUGGCGACCGUAUGGCGCAAGUGCCAGGCUCUAUGCACGCCCAGGCUAUGGCCGCGUACGGCAGUACUGCGACGCGAAUGA
Messenger RNA from Sparassis crispa, 402 nucleotides. RefSeq lists its product as hypothetical. The transcript is spliced from 4 exons. The coding region runs from base 1 to 402 and encodes 133 amino acids. The record is from RefSeq and is a predicted model, not a curated record. NCBI's taxonomy places the organism in Eukaryota, Fungi, Basidiomycota, Agaricomycetes, Polyporales, Sparassidaceae.